Molecule: messenger RNA, 4375 nt
Organism: Leptidea sinapis
Lineage: Eukaryota; Metazoa; Arthropoda; Insecta; Lepidoptera; Pieridae
Gene: Tak1
Product: mitogen-activated protein kinase kinase kinase 7
Exons: 10
Coding region: 17-2098 (693 amino acids)
Biological process (GO): JNK cascade; positive regulation of canonical NF-kappaB signal transduction; protein phosphorylation
Molecular function (GO): ATP binding; magnesium ion binding; MAP kinase kinase kinase activity
Source: RefSeq, a predicted model, not a curated record
AUGAUAGUGAGUUCCAAUGGCUUCGAAUGUGCAAGAUCCAUCUGUCGUUCAACAGACGUUUGUUGAAGAAAUAGAUUACAAUGAAAUACAGGAGUUGCAGGUUGUAGGAAAAGGUGCUUUUGGUGUUGUAUGGAAAGGUUUAUGGAGAAACACUUUUGUAGCUGUGAAACACAUCAACUCUGAGGCUGAAAAGAGAGAAUUCGCUAUAGAAGUCAGGCAAUUAUCUCGGGUAUCACAUCCAAAUAUUGUAAGGCUGUAUGGAGCUUGCACACAAGGCGCCCAUGUGUGUCUUGUGAUGGAAUAUGCAGAGGGUGGUUCAUUGUAUAAUGUUCUUCAUGUCCGUCCUAAGCCAAAAUAUACAGCUGCACAUGCAAUGAGCUGGGCUAGGCAGUGUGCUGAGGGUGUAGCAUAUCUCCAUGCAAUGAAGCCAAAACCAUUAAUACAUAGGGAUUUAAAGCCACCAAACCUACUCUUAGUUGCAGGUGGAAGAAAGCUUAAAAUCUGUGAUUUUGGUACUGCAGCUGAUAAGGCCACAUAUAUGACUAAUAAUAAAGGAAGUGCUGCAUGGAUGGCACCAGAGGUUUUUGAAGGAUCAUCAUAUACAGAAAAAUGUGAUGUUUUUUCAUGGGGUAUUAUUCUAUGGGAAGUAUUAUCAAGAAGGAAACCAUUUGAAGAAGGUGGAUCAGCAUUUAGAAUAAUGUGGGCUGUCCAUACAGGUCAAAGACCUAAUUUAAUAGAAGGAUGUCCAGAGCCUAUAGAACAACUAAUGACACAAUGUUGGCACAAAGUACCAGCUGAAAGACCCAGCAUGGCGAAGGUUGUAGAGAUCAUGGGUGUACUGAGUGAAUUUUUCCCUGGUGCUGACACUCCUAUAAACUUUGACGACCUUGAAGAGGAUGAUGAAGAAUGCUCGGAGGAUGGCUAUAUUGUAUAUGACACACGAGACAGUUUAGAAACUGACACAGAGAGCAUAACGCAAUGUCAAAAUCCACAGUAUUCCAACGAAAUAUCACAAUCGGUACCUUAUAGACAAACCAAUAAACCAAUUUCACCAAGACCACGAAGUUUUGUUGAAAGUCAAGUUAGCAAGUUACAAAACCUUAUGGUAGAUGCCCAAUCACGUCCAAUUACGUCACCUCGUGAAGAAGACUUAAGUAGAGGUGGAAGUAUUCGGAUACCACAACAUUUUAAAGCAACUGAUACUGGGAGAUCGCCUAUAGCGAGCCGAAGAAUAUCCCCUAUUCCACAAGAUAGAAAUAUACCCAGUGAAUGUAGUACGCCCCAUGAUGUACUCAUACUAAAGAGUCCAAAUAUAUUUAGUGAAAGUUCGAGAGGUCCGUCACCACUUUAUAACUACAACAUUGGUAAUAUGAACCCUCGGCAUAUAGACAUUGACUCACUUCACAGGGAUAGUGAUAAGUUGUCACCAAAUAGAACACCAUCUGCCUUAAGUACUUUGAAUUCAUUGCGGAAAGAAGAUUAUAAUCAAAAUUAUUGUGACCGGUUAAGUGCUGCCAAUAGUCCUGUGACACCAAUGCGGGAAUAUAAUGGGAAUAUAUCACAGAAAAGGAUGGAUGUAAAAUAUCAAACACCAUUACAGAUUGAAAUUGAUCCAAAUGCGUGGGAGUUGAAAGAUGUACCCCUUCAAGACUUGGAUGGCUACAUAGAACUGAAAAAUACUGGCGGUUUCGACAAAUUCUUGCCAAUUGGCAACAGCAGUGGUUCUGGCGCUGAGGGGCCCGCGGCGCCUCACAGCGAGCCCGACCCUGACCUGGACUCCAUGCACAUGAUGCUGGACCCGCACCUCCGCCCCAUCUCGCCGGACCUCAACCAGGAGGAGUCCAAGCGGAUCUUCGAGGAGCACAAGCAACUGGCGCAAGAGUAUCUUAAGAUUCAGACUGAGUUGGCGUACGUCAGUAAACACAAGUCGGAGCUAGAGGGGCAAAUGAAUGACAAUGAGCUGCGGAAGAAGAGAGAAAUUAUACAACUUGAGAACGAAAAGGACUCCCUAAUCAAACUGUACUGCACUCUUAAGAAGCAAGUGGCCCGCGCUGAAAACGACAGUUGGAUGCUCGGCGAGGAGAUGCCGCACGAAUGAUGACGUCAUCGUGGGCAGCUCAAUACGGGACCACACGCACGCGACACUCGCACGCAACUCAUGUGCUAGUCAUAGUAUGGACAUGACCUCAAAUAAUAUAUUAAGCAUGUUUUCAAUUCACGGUGAUUAGAUUUUUAAGCACAUGUGCAUUCAUUUGUCUAGUCUUUUAGCAUUGAGAAUAUGUAAUGGGUAAUAUUUUUACUAUAAUUACCUUAUUGGUUACGAAUUAUUGUUUUUGGCCAUUCUACGGUGUGUGGUGUUGUACAGUGCGAAUGACUUUCAGAAGGCAUCAGUGGAUUUAUAAUGUUUAAACAUUGAUCUCAAGUUGCCAAAUGAGCCUUCGGUAUUUUAAGUUAUUGUUAUACUCAUUAGAUAGAUUUAGACUUUCUCUAUACCGUGCUGGCAUAGUGUGGAUAUGAUAUAUUUUUAUUUCCGUUCUCGAAAAUAAUAUGGUUGAAUGAUCAAACAACGCAUUUGGCCACAUAUAUAUCGCGACUAUUCGGUUUGGAAGCUGAUUCCAUCAUUGACAAUAUAUUGUAUCCACUAUAUGCGGUACACAGCAAGCUUUUCGUGAACAGUACUUAUUGAGGGACGAUUAAAAUAUAUUUUAUCCAGUACAAUAUAUAUUUAUUUAAAACUGUGUCUAGGUUUAUGAACAUUUACAAUUUUAAAAACGAAUGAGACCACUACUUUCGCGACGUCAUACCAAUUUGCCCCUACCUACUAAAUUGGGAUAAAAUACAUUAAUGAUACCGAAUUAAUUUUACAUAAAGUUACUUGGCACUAAUUGGUUUAUGGGUUGUUAAUGUAAUUUUAUCUUAUUCAUAUUGUUGUUAAUAAUUGACAAAUUAUUGUAAUUAUUUGGUAGUGUGUGUUUAGUAACUAAACCGAAUUAAUUUUGCCGGUAUUGUAUCGUUUUAGUACAAUUUAAGAAUAUAUAGAAUAUCAAGAUCUUUAUUGUUCGGUGAAAAAUAGGCAUUUAGCUACAUUGUUACAUCUUAAUUUCUUAGCUGUGGAUAUGUUAUUUAUAUUGCUGACAGAAAUGCUUUACAAAACAGUCAAACAUCCCAUGCUUCUAACGCGACACAGAUGUUGUAACGAUAUCUCAUAGAGCAGUUAGUAUACAGCAAUAUUGAUCUUGAAGUAUUGGUUACGUUCUUAUUUUUACUCUUGACUUAAAUCGACGCCACAUCUUGACUUUUAUCAGACUUAAACCAACGAUAGUUCAUUCAACAUCUCGUAUGGACGCUUGACAGCCUAUGCCCCCCAUAAAAUUUUUCUUCGUCGGAUUACUCUUGACAGAGCAGUCGUGGUCACGACGAACGAUUCUACGCCAGUUAUCCCUGACUGUUGCUUCUCUGGCACAUGUGUUGAGGGGAGUAUUGGUUAGGGCUUUGAUCUGGUCUGUCCAGCGCAUAGGGGAGCGUCCUCUUGACCUACUGCCGUUGACCCUUCCCUGAACAACAAGUCUCUCUAUGGCAUGCUCUCAACGUCGCGUGAUAUGUCCGUAGUAUCUGAGGAUAUAAAAUACGCGAAGUUAAUUUAGCUAUUUACCAACCCUCCUCCUCUCCGCGAGAUGUCAUGAGAUAACUGGAAAAAGUUACGUUAUAUUUACCGAGAUGCCUUUCUUUUUACUGCAAUAUUUGUUAAAAAUAAACUUAUUAGGGGACGUUCAUUAAUUACGUGAGGCUUAUUUGAGAAUUUUUCGACCCUCUUUUUAUUUGCCAAGUCCCGAAACCCCUCUUGCAUUUGAGAGAUUUUGAAAGAUUUAACUUGAUCCCCUCCACCCUUGAACAUCUAACGUAAUUAAUGUACGCCCACUUACAAAAUGCGUGUCAGUACAUAAUCAAUGAUCAAAUAUAUUUUGUCUCUUAUAUUAUAUAGUUAUUUAUUGUUACGUAUUGUAUAUAUCUGUAAUGCCGACCUUCAUCCAUUGAGUGCGAUUACUUCAGGUAAAUCAGACUACGAACCAUCGUUUUGUCGCUUACGGAAUUGAUAACAAUGAAUGACUGAAGUCGAGCUGUAUUAAGUUUUGUUAGUAAUAUUAAAAAUGAAAUUAUAAGCCAGUUGAUGUCCCUCGCCAAUGAGAAUAAAUAUAUAAAUUUACUGUACGUUUCAACCGGUUUAAUGUAUUUUAAUGUUAUAUAUGAAUAAAUUUGUAGGGAUUGCUAAUAUUUUGUGUUAAAUUAUGCGUGCAUUCUGUUUAUUAUGUUAAGAUAAGUAUUAGUAGUUUUAAGGAAUCUAUAAAUGUUAAGUUUAAUAAAUUAUUGUAAAUAA